Messenger RNA from Nymphaea colorata (pocket water lily), 600 nucleotides. RefSeq lists its product as uncharacterized. The transcript has a single exon. The coding region runs from base 82 to 525 and encodes 147 amino acids. The record is from RefSeq and is a predicted model, not a curated record. NCBI's taxonomy places the organism in Eukaryota, Viridiplantae, Streptophyta, Magnoliopsida, Nymphaeales, Nymphaeaceae.
UCCUCAUCCAGGCAAUAUUGAAUCUCCCUCACAGUUGCGCCUCAAUCCAAGGAAGUCAAUACCAGUUACAGGAUCGAGGAGAUGGGUCGGGCGGGAGUCCAGGACAAGACCACCAUGAAAAGGGUGAGCCCCAAGCGCAGGGAUCCCGUCAAGGUCGUCUACAUAGGCGACCCCAAGAUGUUUCAGGCAAGCGCCUCCGAUUUCAGGGCGCUGGUGCAGUCGCUCACCGGCCGGAAUGAGGCCUCCAUGCCGCUCAGGCCGGAGCCCUUGGACUUGCCGUACCUCGACGACUCCCCCAAGGCUCAUGUCGAAGCUCAGGAUCCGGCCACUGUACCGCCCGAUCACCUUGCAACUCCCGAGAUGCAGACUAGCCCCGAUCACGACCACUUUUUCAUGGAGUACUCCGACUUCUCGUUCGAGUCGUUCAACGAGUGGAUCUUGCAGCGGAUGCUGGACGCCGCUUCCCCUGGCCUUGAGAGUUCCAGUGAUUUGUAUGGUCUCGGUUCUGAAACAUGUUCUCCAUGAUUGUUUGUGGGGAUCGCCUGUUUAAUCUUUGCAUUUCCCUUGGAAGCAAGUAAAUAUUAGUGCUUCAGACUGCUA